Cydia splendana is the source of this 1116-nucleotide messenger RNA. RefSeq lists its product as uncharacterized. Bases 1 to 1116 code for a protein of 371 amino acids. The transcript has 3 exons. The record is from RefSeq and is a predicted model, not a curated record. NCBI's taxonomy places the organism in Eukaryota, Metazoa, Arthropoda, Insecta, Lepidoptera, Tortricidae.
AUGGGGAGGAACUCUAAAAAGCGGAAAAAGAAAAAUGGUGAGAAUGGUGACAUGGACGUUGUCUCAGGAGAUGAAAGUACUGAUUUCAGUUCGGUGAAGUCAUUAGAAAUGGAAAGUGAUAAGUACGCUAUAUUUAAAGUACCUAACUAUUCAAGAACUUAUCCCGAAAAUGGCGGUAACUUUGAAUACAUCGUCUUCCUGGAAAGCUCCGUCUCGGAACAACCCAUUGGGAACCGAGACAUGAUGUCGCUGUCCAAUUGUAUUAAAAGGUACAACAAAGGAGUGAAACAAUUACUUCGAAUUAAUAAAUACAAAAUUGGAGUGAUCUUCGAACGGCCCGGGCAGGCUAAUGCCGCCUUGGCAAAUAAAAACUUUCUGGAGCAAUAUAAAUUUAUAGCCUCCAUACCAGCGGCGGCCAGUGAGGUGACUGGUGUCAUCUUACAUGUGCCCACGAACCUGUCUAAUGCGCAGAUUUAUUCAGCAAUAUCGUCAUCUAAAAAUAUUGUGUGUGUGCGACGGUUCAUGCGAAAGGUGAACAAUGAUGGACGCAUUACUGAAGAGCCCACUAAGACAGUUUCAAUAACUUUCUCUUGUCCAGUACUACCUGCCACUGACAGCGUGGACCUCAAUAGUUGGCGCUUUGAGCUUCGGCCGUACAUCCCGCCGGUGAAGCAGUGCCUUCGCUGCUUAAGGUAUGGACAUAUUGCUAAAUUCUGCAAAAAUGAGCUGCGCUGCUCCAUAUGCCAAGAUAAUCACAAAUUUACUGAAUGCCAAAUUGAUCCAAAAUCUGCCAAAUGUGUCCACUGCUCUGGAAAUCACAUUUCAAUUUCAACAACUUGUCCUGUCAAACAACAAAAAAUUAAUGAGAAUAAAAUAGAAGUAGAGAAGAAAACACAAAAGUUCACAGAUCUCUUUAAUAGCACUAAAUUUCCAAAAUUAAACUCGAGACCAGACAACAUAAGUUCUAUCAUAAGUUCUGACACGGUUAUGAAUUUAUUAAUCGAAGCGGUAGUCAAAAUCAUUAGUUUAAAUAAAGGCAAUGAAAAACCAAUUUGUAAUCAAAGUAUUAAAGACAUUCUCCUAGAAACCAUUACCAAAAAGAGAGCAAGUAAAUAA